AUGAUUCGAAGAAGGUACAAAAAUUUCAACGACCCCCGAGACAGCGAUAAAACCUUGAACCUAUGCUUCCUGGUUCACCCGAGUUACUACACAGUGUUGGAGUUGGAGGAAGAAGAACUCAUAAACAAUGAAAUACGAAACAACUUCCUACAGGUUGUGAGGAAAAUUCAUUUAUAUGACAAAACGGAGCCAAAAAAAAAUUACAAAAAAACAGAUAGCUCAGCCAGAGAGCUAAGUUCUCUCAGAAGCUGGGAAUUAUUAAAACACACGUAUAAAUUUAGGAUGCCCGUAUUAUUUCAAAAUGUGGAAAAAUUUAAUUUGCACGAAAAUGAGGUGAUUAAUUACUUUUCGAUAAAUUACUAUGCGAGGAAAAAAAAUUUAGUGAGAAAUAAUAAAAUAAUGGCAACAGUAAAUAGGGACAGGUGUUUUAUCAUAGACACGGAUAUGAUUUACUCCAUGACCCCAGAGCACAUUGCGAAGAAUAUCGGGCGUAGCAUAGUACCAGUGGGGAAAAAGGUACUUAGGAGGAGGCCAAGGGUUAGAAGGGACAAGGGGAUACUUUUCUGUGAAAGGAAGAGAAGGCGUUACAAUGAAAAUGUGUUGGUGAGGGAAGACACCGGGGAGCCGCUGCUUGGUGAGAAGGAAGCAGAAGAGGCCCAACUGGAAGAAGUACCGACGACACAGGGGGAGUCAGACAAAGUGCUAAUUUACCUGGACCCGUUUUGCGGGGCGGGAGGAAAUAGCCUAAAUAUGUCUCACGUUUUCACCAUCUCCUCAGACAUCGAACUUAAGCGGGUAAAGGAAUGCCAACAUAAUUGUAAAUUUUAUAAUAACAACGUAGAUUUUAUUGUGUGUGAUUUUUUUAAUAUAGUAAAUUCAUUUAGGGAGAAUACCAUCGAUGUAGUUUUUCUGAGCAUCCCGUGGGGAGGACCCUCAUACAAAAAGGAAAAAUAUUUUAAGUUAGAUUACCCAGGGGAGAAAUUAUCUGUAUAUUCCUGUUUGAGGGAAUCCAUAAAGUUAACAAGAAAUGUAAUUUUUUAUUUGCCUCGAAAUGUGCGUAUGGUGGAUUUGUAUGGGUUGUUCUGUUACUACCAAAAAUUGGCCAAUGGAAAAAAUAAAUUAAAAAGCGGAAGCAUAUCGAACGAACUUUUUAUCGAGCUGUAUUCCAACAGAGUUAGGUGCUCAGUAGACGAACAGCACGACAACAGUAUGCAAAAUUUUCACUAUUUUUUUAACAAGCAGGCAGACAUGCUAGGUAACGAGUUCAACAUUGGGAAGCAGGGAAAUUUGUUCAGCAUCAACAUAGAUGAGUGCAACCAAUUUUUGAAUCUGUCAAAGGGACAAAGGGAGAAGAGGUCCACUGGGCAGGUGCAGGAUAUUUACAAGAUUAAUGUUAAUGGGGAAGGAAACAGCGAAGGAGACGCAAGUGUCGAAACGACAGGGAGCGGUAACGUCACAAAUAAACACACCCCUUGUGGCAGGAAGAAGAAACCAGCGUCCCUGUGGAAAUGGCACAACACGUGCAUGGUUGUAUACCUGGGUAAGAUAACCAAAGUGCUGAAAAAAGAAAAAACGAUCAAUUAUAAUAGCAUAUACUACCUGCACAAGGAGUUAUCCAAGUGUAACAUGGAAAAGGUGAGAAAGAGAGGCGAGGCGAAUUUUUCCCUAUACAGAUUAUACAGAUAUUUAUGCAGUGAAAAAAAAAACGCCAUUCAGAAUAUCACGAGGAAAGUUGAACAGAGAGAAAUUUAUGUAAACGAAAAUGAAAGAACGUACAAUAUUUCAAUUAAUCACAGAAAUGUCUUUUUGCUAAAUUACUUUAUCGAUAAGAAGUUAAACGAACUAAUGAGCAACAUUUUUGGCCUUUUUUUUAAAAAUGUAAAAAAUAUUAUGGGGUUUGAAAAAGUCAGCUUUUUAAAUAAAGUAUUCAUUAACGUGGGCAAUUCCGUCUUUAGCGCCUUGACGAGAAAAUUAACAGCAGGAGAUAACGUGAAAAAAUAUGAAACGUAUAUUUAUUCAGACAUGUUGGGUAAAAGUUGCGGGCUACACGUAAUAACAGAUUAUUUUAACAUGAUUUUGAGGGAAAUUAAAAAAGUGAUGAUCAUUCUGUUUGGCAUUUAUUUGCACGACAUCAGUUUUAUGAAAUAUUUUUUUAAAUUUUACAAGGGAAAAGUACCAAUAAAAAAAUUGAGAAAUAAAAAAAGUUUGAAAAAUAUCCACUAUAGUAUUGUUCGUCUUCUGUUCAAAUUUGUCCUCUACAUUACUUUGUUUAAAAAUGUGCUAAGCAAUAAUAUCAAGUUGGAGGAAUUUUUCAGCAAAAAUGUUGUAAAUACGGGGUUGCAGAAUUUAUUGGAAUAUUUGGACAUUGCAAAUAGGGACUAUAAUUUUAUUAAGCAGAAAAAUAAAAAGGACUUUUCCUUUUCAUUUAAAAAGUUAAUCAAAAAAUUUAUUACCCUUUCUGUUGACGUGGAGAUUAACGGAAGGGUGAUACGCACGGAGGAGGUUACGAAUCUGUACUUCCGCUUUCUGUUCAACGUGUGUAAGCCGAAUGUUCUGCUUCACGAAUUGCAGAGUAGUAUUAGCGAAGACGAAGAUCAAGUAAAGUACUACCAGUGGCACUUGUGUCUAUCCACGGUGAAAUUUUUCACCAAGCAGUUUUUUUACAAUACGAAUAUAACGUCCUUCCUGGAUUAUUUCAAUUCGCUCAUUUAUUUCUACUUCAAUCAGAUGUAUGUUUUGUCCAAGUGUGAGCAGAAUUAUUCAAAUUUGUUUAUUGCUCGUUUGAGUAAUUUCCUCUACGACAGUUUUUGUGUAAAAAUUUUGUAG
Molecule: messenger RNA, 2826 nt
Organism: Plasmodium coatneyi
Lineage: Eukaryota; Apicomplexa; Aconoidasida; Haemosporida; Plasmodiidae
Exons: 1
Coding region: 1-2826 (941 amino acids)
Biological process (GO): 7-methylguanosine cap hypermethylation; 7-methylguanosine RNA capping
Cellular component (GO): nucleus
Molecular function (GO): RNA cap trimethylguanosine synthase activity
Source: RefSeq, a predicted model, not a curated record